GCAUAAAUAGAUUACGGAAAGUAUUCAGUCUGAUAUACAUAUAAUAAUAGUUUGUCUUUUUUCAGAGAGAAAAAUUUCAGUAUUUUUGAAUCAUUCUACAAUCGAACUUGAUCUGUAGCACGAAAAACUUCAAUUCUUCUAACCACUAAAUUUGUCUAACAGUCCAUGGAGAGUCGUAGUGCAAUGAUUCAACAACGCAGGCCAUCAGUUAGACUUUAUACUGAAUUUUCGCAGAAUUAUCCUUCUACACGUAUACGUAAUCUGUCAGUUCAAAUCGAUGCCAGUUCACAUGCAAUACGAUCAGUUACAGAUUCUGAAACAUGUUUUCAAUCUACAGCUAUGCAGACUGUGAAUCCAACUCCACAUGCCAGUGUACAAGUGGAUCUUUUAACACGAUCACAAUCAGAAGUAACUCAAACAGAACCAGAAAUGGCAGUGGAAAUAUUGAAUCGGCCAACUUUAGUAGAUGCCUCAGUGGAAUCUGUUGAACAACGUGGAAAUCGUGAACAACCUACUGACGCUUUUAAUACACUUCGCGUCUAUCUAUUAAAUCAAUUGCCAAUCAGUGUUUUAUCCGAUGAGUCAAGCAUGAAAAAACUAAGCGAUUGUUCAAUAUGCAUGGAAAAUUAUCAUAUCGGUGAUCGUGUCAUGGGAUUGCCAUGUUUUCAUAUGUUUCAUCAUAGAUGUUUGUGCGCAUGGAUUGAAAAGAAUUUACAGUGUCCAGUGUGUCGAAUGCCAAUCUAUGAAGUGGACUAAAAUGGGAAGACUGGAGCUUCCAUAACAAUAUAUUGAUUGCUACUGAUAUCUUUCAAGACAAAAAUAGAGAAUUCCAGAAUAUUCGACGAAGAGUACCAGAGAUGUUUCUUUCUUUUUCUGUCUUUUUUAAAUGUGUCAUUGCAAAGAACAAACAAUUUUGAAUAUAUUUCACAAAUUUCAAAUUCACUACUAUCCAUUUAUGUAUGUGUGUGUGUGCGUGU
Messenger RNA from Trichobilharzia szidati, 977 nucleotides. Lineage: Eukaryota; Metazoa; Platyhelminthes; Trematoda; Strigeidida; Schistosomatidae. The record is from the annotation of a GenBank genome assembly.